AUGGGAGACAUUCAAGAUGAGACUUGCGCAUUUGAAAGAAGCCAGUUUGAUAACCCAACUUAUCGUUUAGUAAUGUCUACUAUGUACUCUACUGUAGCACUGGUAACAACAGUUUUAAAUUCUCUGAUCCUAUUCUCCAUCUGGAAGACACCAUCCCUUCACAAACCUUCCUACAUCUUGAUUGGAAGUCUUGCUCUUUCUGAUCUCCUCUUCGGAGCCGUUGGAGAACCACUCAUGGUCAUUUAUAAUAUUGUUGCCUUAAGAGGCUCGUCAAUAAAUAUUUCUUGUCUACUCUUAAAAUGCGCUACAUGUGUGCUUAUCGCAUUCAGCGUCAUAUCUCUGGUAACUCUGACGGUCAUAGUCCUGGAUCGUUUGCUUGCAGUCAAGUUAAGGAACCGAUAUCAAAGUGUGGUCACUCAAAAACGUGUACUGUACAUAUUACUGACAUUGUGGAUCAUAUCGUGUGUUAGUUUAGCAGCAGUGUUUGGUAAAGCAAGUUGGAAUGAUGAAACUUCGUUAGCUUUAAUUCUAUUCUGCGGAGUUGGAAUGCUUGUUUUGGUUUCAACUAUCACCGUUUGCUAUUCAAUGGCAUUCUACAGCUUACGAAAGAUCACCUCGUCCUUAGUAUCUCCAAGUGUCCAAAACGCAGAAGCAGGUGCACGUCCAAGUUGCAACAUUGAUGUCGCCAAAUACAGAAAAUCUCUUACCACUAUGUUUGUUGUUUUUAUUUUUACCAUUUUAUUUUAUGCGCCAUUUAUUUGCACUUUAAUUGCUUUUUCUGUUACAGCUGAUCAACAACUCUCAUCACUGGUAUAUUUAGAAAUCAGGUACGUGAGUGUUAGUGUAGUCGAGUUCAUCGCGCUACUUAACUCAGCAAUGAAUCCUCUUCUGUACUUGUGGCGCAUUCGCGUCAUUCGAGAAGCAGUGAAGACCAGUAUUAAAACAGCUUUUAAAAUUUUCUAA
This is a messenger RNA of Actinia tenebrosa (Australian red waratah sea anemone), 963 nucleotides long. Its product is annotated as adenosine receptor A1-like. The record is from RefSeq and is a predicted model, not a curated record. NCBI's taxonomy places the organism in Eukaryota, Metazoa, Cnidaria, Anthozoa, Actiniaria, Actiniidae.